UGCAAUUUCAAAACUCCAAAAGGAUCAAUCUAGUACCAGUUUUCAACCCUAAUUUAAACGGAUCAGUUUUAAGUGCUUUUACCAUUUUAGACAAACCUCGUGAGCAUCAAACCAAACCAUAUAUGGUCUUCUCUGUUUCGCCGACUCUAUUUUCUUCAUUUUUUAAUUUUUUUUGGGGAAAAUUUUCGAAAAACUGUAAACGUUAUUUCCCGCCGAAUAUUAGUUGAAGGUGAAAAAUGUAUUGGUCCUCUAACUAUUACAGUGGCUUGCUCAAACUCUGCUGCGAAAGAAGAAAUCAAGGACUGGCAAAGAAACUCCAUUGCCAUAUACUCAGAACCUUGGCAUACCCAGAAACCUUUCUUUUCAAUAACCUCAUUGACACCUACGGUAAAUUAGGCAGCGUAAAGUAUGCACGCCGUACGUUCGAUCAAAUGCGUCAACCAAAUGUUUUCUCAUGGAACACCAUUCUAUCCGCUUAUUCCAAAUCGGGUUGCCUUUAUGAGAUGCAAGAGAUCUUUGAUCGAAUGCCCAGUCAUGAUGGAGUCACUUGGAAUGCGCUUAUUUCUGGGUAUGCGUCUUUUGGUUCAGUGGCCGACUCGGUGAAGGUUUAUAGGCUGAUGGUAAGAGAUGGACCUGUUAAUCUGAAUCGAAUUACGUUCUCUACUAUGGUCAUACUUUCUUCGAGUAAAGGGUGUCUUGAUUUGGGUCGGCAGGUGCAUGGGCAAAUAGUGAAAUUUGGGUUCGAGUUCUACUUGUUUGUUGGUAGUCCUUUGGUGGACAUGUAUUCCAAAGCAGGGUUGAUAUAUGAUGCAAAGAAGGUUUUUGAUGGGAUGGCAGAGAGAAAUGUGGUUAUGUUUAAUACAAUGCUGACUGGGCUUUUACGAUGUGGGUUGAUAGAAGAUUCUGAAUGUUUGUUUCGUAGAAUGCCAGAAAAAGAUUCAAUUUCUUGGACAACAAUGAUUACUGGACUUACCCAGAAUGGUUUGGAAAGAGAAGCGAUUAACAAGUUUCGAGACAUGAGAUUAGAAGACUUAGGUAUGGAUCAAUUUACAUUUGGUAGCGUAUUGACGGCAUGUGGAGGAAUCUUGGCCUUGGAAGAAGGCAAACAAAUUCAUGCUUACAUUAUUAGGACUUAUCCUAGGGAUAACAUAUAUGUUGGGAGUGCUCUUGUUGACAUGUAUUGCAAGUGUAAAAGCAUAAAAUCUGCUGAAACAGUUUUCAAGAGGAUGCCCCGGAAAAACGUUGUAUCUUGGACUGCAAUGCUAGUUGGUUAUGGCCAGAAUGGGCAUAGCGAAGAAGCUGUAAGAAUUUUUUGUGAAAUGCAGAGAGAAGGUGUUGAACCAGACGAUUUUACUCUGGGAAGUGUAAUUAGCUCAUGUGCGAACCUAGCAAGCUUAGAAGAGGGUGCCCAGUUUCAUGGUCAAGCUCUAGUUUCAGGCUUGAUUUCUUUCAUCACUGUUUCCAAUGCACUUGUUACAUUGUAUGGUAAAUGCGGAAGCAUUGAAGACUCCAAUAGGUUGUUCAAUGAGAUGAGCAUAAGGGAUGAAGUCUCCUGGACUGCAUUGGUUUCAGGGUAUGCCCAGUUUGGAAAAGCCAGUGAGACUAUUGCUUUGUUUGAAAAGAUGUUGGCCAAUGCUUUAAAGCCUGAUGGGGUUACUUUCAUUGGGGUUCUUUCAGCUUGCAGUAGAGCAGGACUAGUGGAGAAAGGACAUGAAUAUUUUGAGUCAAUGGUGAAAAAACAUGGAAUUACACCAACUUCUGAUCACUACACUUGCAUGAUUGAUCUUCUUGGGCGAGCUGGAAGGUUAGAAGAAGCAAAAGGCUUUAUAAACAAGAUGCCUUUUAAACCUGAUGCUAUUGGUUGGGCCACCUUGCUAAGCUCGUGUAGACUUCAUCAUAAUGUAGAAAUUGGAAAAUGGGCAGCUGAUUUUCUUCUGGAAAUAGAGCCCCAUAACCCUGCAAGCUAUAUCUUGCUCUCAAGCAUCUAUGCUGCUAAUGGGAAAUGGGAUGAUGUAGCCAAAUUAAGGAGAGGAAUGAGAGAUAAGGGGGUGAGAAAGGAGCCAGGAUGUAGUUGGAUCAAAUAUAAAAGCCGAGUGCACAUUUUCUCAGCAGAUGACCGGUCAAAUCCAUUUUCAGAUCAGAUAUAUGCUGAGCUGGAGAAACUAAAUUGCAAAAUGAUAGAUGAGGGUUAUGUGCCGGAUAUGGGUUCUGUUCUUCAUGAUGUUGAGGAAUCAGAGAAGAUGAAGAUGCUGAACCAUCAUAGUGAGAAGCUUGCAAUUGCCUUUGGGUUAAUUUUUAUUCCAGCUGGCCUUCCCAUAAGGGUAGUUAAAAACCUUAGGGUCUGUGGUGAUUGCCAUAAUGCCACUAAAUAUAUCUCUAAGAUCACAAAAAGAGAGAUACUUGUAAGAGACGCUGUCCGAUUCCAUUUAUUUAAAGAUGGAACAUGUUCAUGUGGGGAUUUUUGGUGAUUAUUUUCUAUUACUGUCAAAAUUCUUUUGGAGAUGAUUGUGAAACCACCUAUUUAUCAGGUGACUGACCAAAAAGAACUCUAUCGGUGUCAGGAAAUUCAUUUAAUGCAUCACUGUCGUUAUACAUGAACCAAAUUUUCAAGAAUAUCUUUGUAAGGUUUAAACAAUGAUGUGUUUAGAGAUCAAGGAUUGUAAAAAGAGAACUUUAGUUUCUUCCUCCUAUAACAGAAUCUUGUCAACUGAAGUACCAAGCUUUGGUGAAUAUAUUCAACUAUUCCAAGUGGUACAAGGGAAUCAUCUAUCAAAUGCUGUGUUUAUCUGCCUGUGCUUGCCAUCGACCCCUCUGAGAGUGCUUAAUGUAGGGAAAUUGUUGGAUUAUGUUGUAACAGACUACAAAUUAUUGAGGUGAGAAAAGAAUUGAUCAAUAUAAAAGUUAUACUUGAGAACAACCUCAGCAUAAAGGAGAAAAAUCGACAAGAUUUACCUGCAACUUUGUACAAAUCUCUAUGACUUCAGCUAGAGGUGCCCAAUCACCAAAAUUCCUCUCAAUAAACUGCAGUUCCCCACCACCAAGGGCUUUGAAGAAUCCCAUACCUCGAUCAAAUAUUACAGCACCACCCCAGUAUCGUGGCCAGAAGUCUUUUACCUGCACCAUUCAGCAAUAAGUCAGCCAUUUCUUUGAAUGAUUAAGGAGUUGAAACGAGUAUUCUGAAUACCUCUGAAUCUAUGUUCUCAUGAAGCACUGCUAUUAAUUGAACUCCCAGUGCAUCAAAUAUGGGUUUCUUGGCAUAUAGCUGGUUAUAGAAAUUUACCCAGGACGUCGAAUGCAAACGAGCACAGCCGGUUUUUCUCGCCAUAAUUCUGAAGCUUUCAUAGGAGAAUAUGGAGCAACUUUAUCAACUAUAGGAGGAGCCUUUAUGCAGCCACAUCUACUCUCGGCUGGUUCGGCAGCAACAAUCCCUUUGAAGGUCUGCUGGUUAACUUUGUUGAGGGGGGAGCAUUCGAUUUGGGUAAGGUGUCUGCACAUGCACUUGUUCUAUCCAUAAAACGGGCGAUAUGGCCUCUCUUCAUACCAAAUUGGGAGGACAGAUCUCCACUGCUUAAGCUGAGAAGCUCAGGCAGAGACUUCCCAGAGGAUUCAAACUUAUCUCCAUAUUGCAUCAGAGAACGUUCAUGCAGGUAAAUUUGAAGUUGCUGGAUUGCAGUUGCAUUUGACAAUUUGAGGUGUUAGUAGAAUUUGUUUGAGGCAUUGCCGGCUAAAACCUGCCCCUGUUGGAAAUCAUUAUUGUUGACAAUUGCCAUUCCCAGCUUGCCGAGGCAAAGUACUCUUACAGCAUAAAAGCAUAAUGGUAUAAACCUUCUUGUGGGUUUCUAAAUAUUGCAGCCUUUUUCUCUUCUGAAUUUAUAUUCUACUUAUUAUGAAAUAUUUUAGCGUGGAGGGAAUGACAAUACAAGUCAAUGAUAUUAUGGUUAUCAGAGAAGAAAGUAGGAUUGAAAUCUUGUGAACCUACUUGAAUUUGUCCCGUGCCUUCCUUGGGGUUCGAUUGUCAAACGAACUUAUGAAGGAAAAAAGGAUUAUUAGCACCUUCAUGACCGUCCUUAUUGAGACAGCUUUUUCAACAACGAUACUGAAUUACAAUUCUUUGAUUUAUUUAUUUAUUUAUUUUUUU
This is a messenger RNA of Ziziphus jujuba (common jujube), 4138 nucleotides long. Its product is annotated as putative pentatricopeptide repeat-containing protein At1g68930. The record is from RefSeq and is a predicted model, not a curated record. Gene Ontology annotation, molecular function: protein binding; zinc ion binding; RNA binding. Lineage: Eukaryota; Viridiplantae; Streptophyta; Magnoliopsida; Rosales; Rhamnaceae. The coding region runs from base 237 to 2468 and encodes 743 amino acids. Gene Ontology annotation, biological process: RNA modification. The transcript is spliced from 7 exons.